UAGCAGCUCUGGGGCUAAUUUCUGGAGAUGCAGUUCUUACGGGGGCAGCUUUAGCUGAACUGAGGCCAUAUGAGCACAACCCAGAAUAUGUCCAUCAUGUAACCUUCCUCAGAGCAGCUGAAGCCACUGCGAGGAGUAAUAUGAAGGAAGCCAAGUUAAUCCUGAGCAAAGCCCUUCACCAGCACCCAGCCAAUGCUCCCUUGUGGCAGUCACUGGCUCGUCACCUUCUCACUAUGACUACCUCAUCCUCAGCCAGUAGCCAGAGGCACUGUAUGGCAGCUGCUGCCUGUGCUGCCUCUGCAACUAAGCUAGCACAGGCAGCUGGCCAGCAUAAGACCAUUGCACAGGAUUCAGUGGCAAGUGUCCUAGCUACAUUAGGUUCUGAAGGAUCUAAGAUUAACCAAAGUCGUGCUAGUCUUCGAGAAGCUCAAAGGGCAGUCCUCAUGUGUCCAGGAUCAGCAGAGGCUUGGACAAUGUUGGUGGCUGCUAGGGUGGCUGCAGGCCAUAGACACAAGGAUGUUGUUCGGUUGGCAGAGAUGUGGGCUCAGCAGGCACCACCAAAAGUGGCAAAGUGGUUGAAUGGCAUCGCAAGGCAGUAUGUUAAGGUUGCAUGA
Penaeus monodon (black tiger shrimp) is the source of this 614-nucleotide messenger RNA. RefSeq lists its product as uncharacterized. NCBI's taxonomy places the organism in Eukaryota, Metazoa, Arthropoda, Malacostraca, Decapoda, Penaeidae. The record is from RefSeq and is a predicted model, not a curated record. The coding region runs from base 141 to 614 and encodes 157 amino acids. The transcript is spliced from 4 exons.